Messenger RNA from Formica exsecta, 4868 nucleotides. It is a transcript of the gene Ptr, whose product is annotated as patched domain-containing protein 3. The coding region runs from base 686 to 3832 and encodes 1048 amino acids. Gene Ontology annotation, cellular component: plasma membrane; cytoplasmic vesicle membrane. The transcript has 9 exons. The record is from RefSeq and is a predicted model, not a curated record. NCBI's taxonomy places the organism in Eukaryota, Metazoa, Arthropoda, Insecta, Hymenoptera, Formicidae.
AUAAAAUUUUGGUUGUCCAAAAAUGGAACAUUGUUUGUUGAUAAAUUUAUAAAGACAUUAAUCUAAAAUUGAGAGAAAGUAUAAGGAAAAGUUUUCAGAGGUCCAUAAAAACUUUUGCAAUUUUUUCGUGAUUUUUUUCCGUGGAAGAAAGAUUUUUUUUCGAGAUUCAAAUAGAAGAGUGAUGAGAGUGACAGCCCACCGAAAGAAUUUUCGCAAAUUCGCGCUAGCAAUAUUUGCGACGUUUCUCUCGUGGGUGCUGAUUGAUCCCUCGUGCGGCGUACAUACACUUCUCGUGGUGAGUGGAGGAGCGAACGAUCGGAGCGAGUUGCGAGCGGGUCUCGAGCGGAAUCUCGAGCGGCUCGUCGAGCAGUCCGAAUCCCGCUUCCCGCGACGACGUUCGAUUUCAUGCGCGCUCCUUCACGCUCGAAUUUCGAUCGCCGAUCAUGACACGCGGACGGACGAAGACGUGCAGGUGAAACGUGCCGCGCUUCCCGCCUGACAGUUCAACAGAGAAGACAAGGAAGAACACGCGACAAAGUGCUCCAUCGUGAAAGUUAAAAAGAAAAGGAAAGAAAUCCGAUAUUGGCCUAGAGUUUGCCGAAGAAUUUAAUUGGUGGUGAUAUAGUUUUGUGUGAAGAUUUUGUGGAAGGUUUAAAACGCGUUUCCUGUUCAAUUAAGGAGCAAGAUGUGGCACUUGACAUGUGUCGAUGACUUCCUGAACCGCGCGUUUUACAAAGUUGGCCUCAUUGUCGGUCGACAUCCCGGCUACUUCGUAAUCGUGCCGAUACUAUUGGCUUGCAUAUGCUUCACCGGCUAUCAAAGGAUACACUACGAAAUUGAUCCGGAAUAUCUCUUCUCGCCCGUCAACGGCCCCAGCAAGACCGAACGAGCGAUAGUCGAGCAAUACUUCAAAGUUAAUUACAGCCAUCAAUUCAAUGUCGGUCGUAUUACUCGACCAGGCCGGUUCGGUCAUGUAAUUGUGAUUCCAAAGGACGGCGGGAAUAACAUGCUGAAAAGCUCGAUUUGGGAGGAGCUGAUGAAACUCGAUCGAUUAAUUAAAAAUGUUAAAGCAAAAUAUGAGAACGACGAAUUCACAUACGAGCAGAUUUGCGCACGGUGGCUUGAUGAGUGUUUCACCAACGAUAUUCUAAAUCUGCAUCACGUGAUAGACGAAGUGGAAAGGCGGAAGCUAAAUCUGACAUUCCCGAUAACGAUCAAUCCGACCACCUGGGACGCUCAUUUGUUGCCGGUAUUCUUCGGUGGAAGUGUUCUCAAUGACGAUCUCACUGUAGAAUCGGUGCCUUCAAUACAGCUCGGCUAUUUCAUCAAAGUCGAUAGUCCACAGCAAGACGAGAUCGGCGCCGCCUGGGAGGAGGCUUUCUUAGAGGAUGUCGGCAAGGCCGAGGACGGAGGCGCGUUUAAGCAAAUUAGCAUCGCGAGAUUCGCCUCGAGGACCCUCGAACUGGAACUAGAGGCCAACACCAAGACAGUCGUGCCGUAUUUCACCAGCACGUUCAUCAUAAUGGGCCUGUUCUCGGUCGUGACAUGCAUGAUGACCGAUUGGGUACGAAGCAAGCCUUGGCUCGGUCUUCUGGGCAAUAUCUCGGCCGCCAUGGCGACGGUUGCUGCAUUUGGAUUAUGCAUGUAUCUGGGGAUCGAUUUUAUCGGCAUCAAUCUUGCCGCACCGUUUCUCAUGAUAGGAAUAGGGAUCGAUGAUACCUUUGUUAUGCUAGCAGCCUGGAGAAGGACUAGCAUCAGUAAACCGGUGCCGGAAAGGAUGGCGGCGACAUUGAGCGAAGCUGCCGUUUCCAUCACCAUCACAUCUUUAACGGAUAUGAUAUCCUUUUUUAUCGGCGUUUGGUCGCCUUUCCCUUCGGUUCAGAUUUUCUGCAUUUACUCAGGUUUCGCAGUUGUCUUCACUUUCCUGUUCCAUCUAACGUUCUUCAGCGGAUGCGUCGCAAUCAGCGGUUAUUGCGAACAAAAGAAUUUGCACAGUGUUUUCUGUUGCAAAGUGCAACCUUUAUCUAAAUCUGCUCAUCGAUCGUGGUUAUACAGAGUACUAUUAUCCGGCGGAAUCGAUCCCGACGACCCUCAGAAUCCAAUCGACAAUCCCGAACACGGAUGCAUGACUUGGUUCCGUGAUUAUUUAGCAGCUGCGUUGAACUGUCGCCCUGUGAAAGUGAUUAUCAUCAUCGUUUUCGUGUUCUAUCUCCUUGGUGCCCUUUACGGCCUCACAACUCUUAAGGAGGGCCUGGAUCGACGCAAGCUUUCCAAAGAAGAUUCCUACUCGAUCGUUUUCUACGAUCGCGAGGAUUUUUAUUUCCGAGAAUUUCCUUAUAGGAUACAAGUGGUAGUGGCCGGAGAGUAUGAUUACAGUGAUCCAAUAAUUCAACAGCAGGUGGAGAACUUGACGAAAAGCCUCGAGGCGAGCAAAUACAUCAGCGCGCCGAUCUACACGGAAAGUUGGCUUCGCAGCUUCCUCAGCUACGUAACACGCAACGAAGAUUACCUGAACGUGACUAUCAAUGAUAAGCAUAAUUUUACUAAGACUCUCAAAGAACUCUGGCUGUUCCCGUCCAGUUCUUUCUCCCUAGAUGUCAAGUUCGACGAGACGGGCGAAAAGAUUGUGGCAAGCCGGUUUAUGAUACAGGCAGUGAAUGUAAGCGGCACGAAUCAGGAAAAGGAUAUGGUAAAAGAGCUGCGUCACAUCUGUGACAUAUCACCAUUGAACGCUAGCGUGUUUCAUCCGUACUUCGUGUACUAUGACCAAUAUGAGCUGGUCCGGCCGACUACUAUCCAGUGCAUGACAUUCGGCGCGCUCGUCAUGAUGCUCAUCAGCUUCAUCUUUAUCCCCAAUGUUUUCUGCUGCCUAUGGGUCGCCUUCUGCAUCGUGUCGAUCGAGAUCGGGGUGAGCGGUUACAUGGCGCUGUGGGAUGUUAAUCUCGACAGCAUCUCUAUGAUCAAUCUGAUCAUGUGUCUUGGCUUCAGCGUUGACUUCACCGCACACAUCUGUUACGCUUACAUGAGCUCAAAGCAAUUACGGGCGGAGGAUCGGGUCAAGGACAGCCUGUAUAGUCUAGGUCUGCCAAUCGUUCAGGGUGCCGCAUCGACGAUACUCGGUUUGACGGCGCUCCUGCUGGCUGGCACCUACCUCUUUCUCGUGUUCUUCAAGAUGGUCUUCCUAGUGAUCUUUUUCGGCGCCAUGCACGGUAUGUUCCUGCUGCCUGUGUUGCUGUCCCUCUUCGGACCCGGCACCUGCAGUAAAGGACAGGACGAGCCCGGAGAAGCGGAGAAUGCGAAGAACAGCACGCAGGAAAAGGAACUGGCGAACAAGCUUCAGCAACCCUAUGUGAUUCCACAUCCUCAUCUAGUCUAUUACACCGCGGGCGCUGUCAAGCCGCUCCAGGACAGUCCCGCGACCAGCAUGGCGGCGUUCGAGGAGAGGGAUCCCGGCUUGGGUACCAGCGAGGACAGCAACUCGACCGAGAGUGGCUCCUCGCAGAGCAGGAGACGUCAGUGCAAGGACCAGCAGCCGGAUCUACAGAAUCAGGCCCGUCACGACAUGUGGAGAAGAUCCAUCGGCGUCCUGUACGGCCUGUCGCAGUUUCAAUCCGCGACCGGCGAACCCGCGUAUCCGGCGCCGGACUAUCCUGGCGCCCUGGCGCGAGAAUCCUGCGAGGAAAACGGUCCACGAACGGUGCCUUAUCUAGGACCAUACGUCGCGUAUCGCCAGCCAAAUCAGUUGUCGCAGGACUACAGACGCAGCAGAUCCUAUCAUAAUCUGCAGUAUCCUGCGUCGACGCGAUAUAUAACGGAUCCUCGAUAUCCAUAGUAGAAAGUUGAGAUGGAUAGCGCGAAAGAAAGAUAUUGUCGACGUGAUAAGCGAGACGAAAAAAUCAUUCAGUUGAAUUUAGGCCCCUUCAAGCGAAACGAUAGCGAUAACCGAUUAAGGCAAACUGAUUUUGCCGAAAGAAUGAACCGAUAUCGUGAAACCAUGACAAUGCGAGAGAAGGAAGGAUACCUUUUGUGCAAGAUUAGAAUGUCCGAAUUACGGUUUAUAUUAUUUUUAAGGGGCUGAAUUUCGAUAGUCAGAAUUUAACUCUCAAACAACGGCACAAUCGCACAGAGUAUGACGCCCGAGUAUAUGUUCGGAUCUAUCAUAAAAUAUUUUUUAUCUCAAAUAAAAUUUUUAUUGUUACAUUUUGAUUUUAUUGUAUACCUAAAUUUUUUAUUUUAUUGUAUACCUAAAAAUUUUUCUUCCUAAAUUAUCCAUGGAAAAAACAUAAGGCAUAGAAAAAUAAAUAAGUAACUAAUAAGCAUAAAUGUGUAAUUAAUAGAAUUUUAAAAAAUUUAAAAGAAAAAGAAAAAAAUUUAGAACAAAAUGAGAAAGUAUUUUUUAAAUAUUUUCCCCCUUUUCUUUGAUACGAUUGAUACAAAUAGUUUUAUAAAAAGAAUAAACUAAUUUUACAUACUAGUUUUAUAUAUAUGAUAUAUAAAAUAUAAUUUUAUAUAUGAAACUAGUUUUUAUACAUAUAUUUGGGUUUGAAAAAAUCUGGGCACCGUUGAACAAAGAUUAAUGUGAUCUUGAAGAGAUUUUUUGUAUAAUAAUGCUUAUAUUACAAAUAUAAGCACUGUUAAAAUUACGGUCAAUAUAUAUAUAUUCGUAAGUAUCUUACGUAUGAUAUCAAUACCUGAAAACAUUACUUGCGAAACGAGCUAUUAUAUACAGGUUGUCCUAAGAAAGACAUACAUCAAUAAUAGACACGUGAAUAUCCCGUAACUGAAAUUAUGAUUAAAAAAGGGCAAGUCUCUAACGAUUCUCAAGUUUUCAAAGAUUCAUCGAUGUUUAAAUAUAUAUAACUAUUUAA